Messenger RNA from Gavialis gangeticus (Gharial), 2410 nucleotides. RefSeq names its product purinergic receptor P2X 1 (gene P2RX1). The coding region runs from base 168 to 1370 and encodes 400 amino acids. Gene Ontology annotation, molecular function: purinergic nucleotide receptor activity; ATP binding; extracellularly ATP-gated monoatomic cation channel activity. The record is from RefSeq and is a predicted model, not a curated record. Gene Ontology annotation, cellular component: nuclear inner membrane; plasma membrane. The transcript is spliced from 13 exons. NCBI's taxonomy places the organism in Eukaryota, Metazoa, Chordata, Crocodylia, Gavialidae. Gene Ontology annotation, biological process: response to ATP; monoatomic cation transmembrane transport.
CAGCCUCCUACAGCCUCUCCAGAUGUGCAGAGGACAGCACAGCUAGGUACUGAGCAAACGAGACCUGACCCGGGAGCUCCGCCCUCGACAAGCAGAAGCAACGGAGCCUGUAUUUGCUUUGGAGUCAGACUUGUGCACGCUUGAGACCGGGACCUGCCGCGUCAGCCAUGGGGCACAAAUUCAUGGAGAAAGUGUCUUCUUUCCUGUUUGAAUAUGACACCCCCAGGAUGGUGCUGGUCCGGAACAAGAAGGUGGGGCUCACCUUCCGGCUCAUCCAGCUCGUGGUCCUCGGAUACAUCAUUGGGUGGGUUUUCCUGUACGAGAAGGGUUAUCAGUCCCAGGAUGGCGUCGUCAGCUCAGUGUCAGUGAAGCUCAAAGGUUUAGCUCUCACUAAUGUAAGUGGGAUGGGCCCACACAUCUGGGAUGUGGCCGACUAUGUUUUUCCACCUCAGGGGGACAGUUCUUUUGUGGUGAUGACUAACUUCAUUAUCACACCUGGACAGAAACAAGACACGUGCCCCGAGCUGCCACAUGCGGGACGUUGCCAUUCUGACAGUGACUGUCCCAAAGGGGAGUACAAACGUAAGGGACAAGGUAUCAUGACUGGGAAGUGCAUAGAUUUCAACAGUACUGUCAAGACCUGUGAGAUAUUUGGCUGGUGCCCUUUAGAAGUAGACGAUCAUAUUCCUGACCCUGCACUGCUCAUAGCAGCUGAAAAGUUCACCUUGUUUAUUAAGAACAGCAUUACUUUCCCCAGGUUUAAAGUCUCCAGACGCAACCUUGUUGAAGCUGUUGACAAUAAGUAUAUGAAAAACUGCAUCUAUCACAAAGUCGACCAUCCAUUAUGUCCCCUGUUUGAGCUGGGAUACAUAGUAAAAGAAUCGGGUCAAAAUUUCACGACAUUGGCCCACAAGGGUGGAGCUGUCGGCAUCACCAUAGAUUGGGACUGUGACCUCGACUGGCCUGUGACUUACUGUAAACCCAUUUAUGAGUUUCAUGGACUUUAUGAUAGUGAAACAAAUGUUUCACCAGGCUUCAACUUCAGGUAUGCCAAAUACUACAGUGACGGUGGAAUCAAUCACAGGAAUUUGUACAAAGUGUUUGGGAUCCGGUUUGACAUUCUGGUCAAUGGAAAGGCAGGUAAAUUUGACAUCAUCCCAACGAUGACCACAAUCGGCUCUGGAAUUGGCAUUUUUGGAGUGGCAUCGGUGCUCUGUGACCUGCUCCUGCUGCACUUUCUCUCACGACGGGAUUAUUACAAGCAGAAGAAGUUUAAAUAUGCAGAACAGGAGCUCAAGUUACCUAAAAAAGAAGAGUUUGGCCUUUCCUCCAAAUGCAUGAACUUGGAGACCAAGAGCAGUUCUCAGUAAGAGGAUCCACACUGAAAGAAGACCCUGUAUCUUCCUCCUCUGCCCUCUGUAAUGUGUUGCAAAUGCCCUGAGUUCAUCAGGCCAUCCCAGACCAAACCAAUUGCACUCACCAUUCUGCAUCUGAAACUGAGAUGAAAAGUCUGUUCUGUGUUUAAGCAAACUGUGGUUUGCCCCAGGCCACCUGCCCAGUUUUCGGAGGCUGAAAGGCUGCAUUGCAGCUCAGGGGUUAGAGUGUGACUUGCAAACCAAAUAUCACUGUAUCCUUGAAUUUAUCCCUUAGGGGAGGGAUUUUUAACUCCUGAAGUUGCUAGAUAGUUGCAAGUAACCUGCAGGCAAUCAACAGCUUCAUUAAAGCUAGCAUUGCAUGGGAGGGAAACUUUCAUUGUUGCCUUUUCCUUUGACCCCUGUGUGCUGGCACUUUUGGGGGUCAAAUACAACAGACAGAGCCGGAGAUGGAGAGAGAUUAGGUCCCAGCUGCACUGGUUAUAUCACCACCCUGAUCUCUAGUCAGGAGUCUGCAGCACCUGAAUUCACGUGACAAGACGUGACAGUAGAGUGUAACACAGUGGUCCCCAACCAUUCGCUAGCCCAUGCACAACAACAGCUAAAGCACUGUGGGAGUUAUUGUCCUUUGUUUUCUGUCAACCGCAGUUUUAAUGUUCUGAUUUCCUGUGGCUGCCAGCACUAUUAGAGGGUUUUGCAGGGAAACGACUAUCUGAGAGCCAUGGACUGGGGAUUUUUUUGUCUAAUGAGAUCACACUAAAGACUGAAGGUGUGGUUGCAUGUUACAAUUAGCACGUAUUAACUCUCAGGAAUGUUAGGUAGUGUUAAUGCUGUGAGCAGUUGCACAUUAAGGGUUAACACCCGCUCUAAUGUGCACAUCUCUGAUCCACUGCUAGAAAGCUGGUGAACUGGGGUUCAACAGCCUGCCCUGCUUGCCGGCUCUCUAGCAGCAGUAUAGGCUCCAAGACGGGGGCGGGCAAUUAUUCUGGGCAGAGGGCUGCUUACUGAGCAAGCCGUCGAGGGCUGCGUGACAGGCA